Molecule: messenger RNA, 885 nt
Organism: Prunus armeniaca (apricot)
Lineage: Eukaryota; Viridiplantae; Streptophyta; Magnoliopsida; Rosales; Rosaceae
Source: the annotation of a GenBank genome assembly
AUGGGUGAUUCCUCUGGCACAUUCAAGGUUGAACCUUCAAGUCCUUACUACAUCAAUAAUUCAGAUCAUCCAGGUUUGGUAAUUGUACCAAAGCCUUUGAAUGGAGAUAAUUAUGCAACAUGGCGCAGAUUCAUGACUGUUUCAUUGAACGCAAAGAAUAAAUUGGGUUUCGUUGAUGGAACUCCCAAAAAGUCAUCAUCAGAAUCCAAUCCUGAUGAACACGCGAUAUGGAUGUGCUGUAAUGACAUGGUUUUCUCCUGGAUUGUCAACAUGCUUGAUCCUGAAAUCAGCGAUAGUGUCAUAUAUUGUACCACGGCCUGUGAGAUUUGGGAGGAUCUCCGUAAACGAUUCUCUCAAAGCAACGCUCCUCGUAUCUUCCAACUUCAACGGGAGACUUCAUAUUUGACACAAGACCAAUUGUCAGUUGCUGCCUAUUACACCAAGUUGAAAGGUCUUUGGGAUGAACUUACUUCCUACACAGAUUCUUCUACCUGUACCUGUGCAACCCAUGGUGAUCGCAACAAACUCAUGCAAUUCCUUAUGGUAUUGAAUGAGUCUUACAAUGUUGUUCGUGGCCAAAUUCUCUUGACGAAUCCCUUGCCGUUUGUUAGGCAAGCAUAUGCCUUCAUCAGCCAAGAAGAAAAGCAACGCAUGCUUGGAGCCUCACGAGCUGCUGCUGGAACUCCCGAUACUGCUGCCAUGGCUGUUAGAACUGGACGCCCUAAUCAGAAUCAAUCCACCAACCGCGAGGAUCGUCGCACUGACAGGUCAGACCAAAACCGCUCCCAGACCUCCAACCGUGAUGACCACCGCGCUGGAUCUUCAAGAAACCGACCCCAUUGCACCCAUUGUGAUGACGAUGGCCAUCACAUUGAUACCUGCUAG